AUGAUCCUGAACGCUUCUGACCUGGGCUGGGAUGAGUCCUCAGGUGCAGACCCAUUCUUCACUUUGGACCAACUGGAUAGCUCACCUCCGUAUGAAGUCCCGCCCCUCACAGUGUGGGGCGUUGCCCUGUGUGUUUCAGGAACUCUCAUUGCCACUGAAAAUGCAAUAGUUGUCACCACCAUCUUGGCCACCCCGUCUCUUCGCGCCCCUGUUUUCCUGCUGCUGGCGAGCCUCGGACUGGCCGACCUCUUGGCAGGUGUCGCUUUGGUCCUGCACUUCCUCUUCCUGUUCUGCAUGGAGCCCAGUGAUUGGUCAGAACUGCUGACCUCUGGACUGCUGGUGACAUCACUGACUGCCUCACUCUGUAGCCUGAUGGGUGUUGCUUUAGACCGAUACCUGUCUUUAAGCCACGCCCUCACCUAUGGUUCAAGCCAAUCACGCCGAAGAGCUGCUGUCCUCCUGCUGCUGGUCUGGUUGGGUGCAUGCAUCAUCGGGGCGGGGCCUGCAAUGGGAUGGCACUGUCUGGGGGAGCCAAACUCCUGUUCUGUAGCACGACCUCUGACCCGGACAUACCUCUCGCUGCUGUGUGGUGGCUUCCUGGUGGUUGUCAUGGUUACCCUACAAUUGUACGCUGGGAUCUGCCGUGUGGCGAGGCGGCACGCCCACGCCAUCGCUACCCAGAGGCACUUUCUCCCUGCCAACCAAUCAUAUGCAAGCAAACACAGCAGUGGGAGGGGCUUCUCUCGGCUGAUCCUGGUACUCAGUGUGUUUGUGGGCUGCUGGAUGCCUUUCUCCCUCUGGGGGCUGCUGGGAGACGCGUCCAGCCCUCCUCUGUACACCUAUGCCACCUUGGUGCCGGCGGCGGGCAGCUCGCUGCUGAACCCGAUACUCUACAGUCUGAGAAACAAAGACAUUCGGAAGGUGCUGCUCCAGGCCUGCUGCCCACACAGAUACACACAGAACACACACGUGCACUACCCUGUCGAUGUGUAG
Molecule: messenger RNA, 993 nt
Organism: Chelmon rostratus (copperband butterflyfish)
Lineage: Eukaryota; Metazoa; Chordata; Actinopteri; Chaetodontiformes; Chaetodontidae
Gene: gpr3
Product: G protein-coupled receptor 186
Exons: 1
Coding region: 1-993 (330 amino acids)
Biological process (GO): G protein-coupled receptor signaling pathway
Cellular component (GO): membrane
Molecular function (GO): G protein-coupled receptor activity
Source: RefSeq, a predicted model, not a curated record